AUGAGUAUUACCCUUGAUCGUUUGGACCAACUCCUCUCUGAAACCCCUAAGUCCUCAUCUACUACAACUAGUACCACAACCUCCACUACUCAAAAAAAGAAUAACAAGAAUAACAAUAACGACAAUGGAAAGAAGGAAAAGAAAUUCGUAAAGAAGGAUAAUAAUACAACACAAAAGAAGCCUUUCAACAAGCAAAACAAAAAUAAUAAUAAUUACAAAAAGAAGAACCCAGCUCCUGAAGACUUGGUUUUCCAAAUUACUGUACCAAAAUCUCACGGAAAGAAGGAUGAUGAUAAAACAUCGUUCAAUUACAAACAAAACAAAGUUCAAAAGAAUCAAAAGAAAACACAAAAUACUAAACCUAAGAAAUCAAGAAAUUAUUCAUCCGAUGAAGAGGAUCACAAAAAGCCAAAGAAAUCAAACAAUAACAACAAUAACAACAAUAAUAACAAUAAUACUGAAAAUAUUGCGGAUAUUGUAAGACAAGUCCUCAAGGAAACUCUUUCACAACAACCUUCAACACAACAAACUCCAACAUAUACACCAAUUUCUAUACCAAUCGGUAAUCCAGGAGCUUAUUGGCCUCAAUAUCCAGGCAAUAAUCCUACAACAAUUGUAUUACAAACACCAACACCACAAGUAUCAACAAAUCAACAAUCUGAACCAUCAAGAAAGAAAAAGUCUAGACAUAGCGAUAGUGAGGAAUCUGAUAAUGAUAGAAGAAAUGAUAGACGUCAAAAUAAUAAGAAAAAUCCAAGAGAUGAAAGACGUAUCAAUCAAUCCAAUAAUAGAGAACAAAAGCAAGAUAAGAAAGAUGAUAAGUAUAACAAAUUUAAUGACUUCCGUAUUGUGAGUGAAAGAGGAGAACGUAAGGUAACUAAGAUCAAUAAGACACGUAGAUAA
This is a messenger RNA of Naegleria gruberi, 903 nucleotides long. RefSeq lists its product as uncharacterized. NCBI's taxonomy places the organism in Eukaryota, Heterolobosea, Eutetramitea, Acrasida, Naegleriidae. The transcript is spliced from 2 exons. Bases 1 to 903 code for a protein of 300 amino acids. The record is from RefSeq and is a predicted model, not a curated record.